Molecule: messenger RNA, 2202 nt
Organism: Pelodiscus sinensis (Chinese soft-shelled turtle)
Lineage: Eukaryota; Metazoa; Chordata; Testudines; Trionychidae
Gene: KCNAB1
Product: potassium voltage-gated channel subfamily A regulatory beta subunit 1
Biological process (GO): transmembrane transport; potassium ion transport; regulation of potassium ion transmembrane transport
Cellular component (GO): membrane; cytoplasm; voltage-gated potassium channel complex
Molecular function (GO): voltage-gated potassium channel activity; potassium channel regulator activity; transmembrane transporter binding
Source: RefSeq, a predicted model, not a curated record
UUCUGCCAAUUAUUUUUAUGGGAAGAAUGUGCUUCUAGUGCCUGUCUCUAUGUUGCACACAAAAGAAAAAGCAACCAUUCCCAUGCUUUCUGCAAGCUUCUUACAGGGAGCUCUGCAUGUUUCACGGAGCAGCUGCAAAACCAUAUCGGUGCAGACUUUCAGCUUCACCUUCACAGGGCUUGAAACUAAGCAUGUGUGAAAAGGGUCCUGAUUAGAUGUUGUAUUCUGCAGCAUCAGACAAAGAAAAUAGAUGGAUAUUCCUGGUCUGUAGAGACUUUCUUGUGAUUAGAUGUUUCUUCGGUUCCAAAGCUUGCCUGUUCAGCAUUUUGUGAUCCAGAGGGUGUUCAAGAUACAUCUUGCAGUAUGCCUGCAUUGAUUUAAAGCCAGCAAGCAGAUGCAAGCCUGCAUCAAGACAGAGUGGAUGUUGCUUCUUGUGAUUUAUCAUGAAGGUACAGCUUUAUGUUUCUGAAAGCACUUGACUAGCUGGAUGUUUUUGUCUAAGCAGUAGAUUUUUUUUUUCAAAGGAAGAUUUGAAAAUCAAGCUGUCUGCUCUGUUGCUUGCUUUACCAAGUUCAGUGCUUAUCUGUUUACUUGUAUCCCAGGGACACCGUACUGUUCUUCUCUGCCUGCACCAUCUACCACUGCUGCUUCUACUACUUUCAGUCAUCUUUUGAGACUGGAUCAGGAGACUUGUUUAGCAGCAUUUGGGACUAAAAUCUCCAGCCAUUCAGUAUCCUAUAGCCCUGCUCUCAGAGCGUGAGAAGGUUUGAGUACGCUCUAAGAUUUGGAUUUAGAAUAAAGGUUUAUUGCAGGAGCAAUGCAAGUUUCCAUAGCUUGUACAGAACAUAAUUUGAAGAAUCGAAAUGGUGAAGACAGGCUUAUGAGCAAACAGAACACCACUACUCCAAAUGUAGUGAGUGCAGCCCGGGCAAAAUUCCGGACGGUGGCUAUUAUUGCUCGCAGUUUGGGGACAUUUACCCCUCAGCACCAUAUCUCUUUAAAAGAAUCAACUGCAAAGCAGACUGGCAUGAAAUAUAGAAAUCUUGGGAAAUCUGGACUAAGAGUUUCAUGCCUGGGACUUGGGACAUGGGUCACAUUUGGAGGUCAAAUUUCAGAUGACGUUGCUGAACAGCUAAUGACAAUCGCUUAUGAGAGUGGAGUAAAUCUCUUUGAUACAGCUGAGGUGUACGCAGCGGGGAAGGCUGAGGUGAUUCUGGGAAAUAUAAUCAAGAAGAAGGGCUGGAGGAGGUCCAGUCUGGUCAUAACAACAAAACUCUACUGGGGUGGAAAAGCUGAAACAGAAAGGGGGCUUUCAAGAAAACACAUUAUUGAAGGAUUAAAGGCUUCUCUCCAGAGACUGCAGCUGGAGUAUGUGGAUGUUGUCUUUGCAAAUCGACCAGACAAUAAUACCCCCAUGGAAGAAAUUGUCCGAGCCAUGACACAUGUGAUAAACCAGGGGAUGGCCAUGUACUGGGGAACCUCUCGGUGGAGUGCUAUGGAGAUCAUGGAAGCCUACUCUGUAGCAAGACAAUUUAAUAUGAUUCCACCUGUAUGUGAGCAGGCUGAAUAUCAUCUUUUCCAGCGAGAGAAAGUGGAGGUUCAACUGCCAGAAUUAUAUCACAAAAUAGGGGUUGGAGCAAUGACAUGGUCUCCACUUGCCUGCGGGAUCAUCUCAGGGAAAUACGGAAAUGGGAUUCCUGAAAGCUCCAGGGCUUCACUGAAGUGUUACCAGUGGCUAAAAGAAAAAAUUGUAAGUGAAGAAGGAAGAAAACAGCAAAUAAAGCUGAAAGACCUUCUUCCAAUUGCAGAUCGUCUUGGCUGCACACUACCUCAGCUAGCAGUUGCAUGGUGCCUGCGAAAUGAAGGUGUGAGUUCUGUUCUUCUUGGAUCUUCCAAUCCUGAGCAACUGAUAGAAAAUCUUGGAGCCAUUCAGGUUCUUCCAAAGAUGACAUCACACAUUGUAAGUGAAAUAGAUAAUAUUCUAGGGAAUAAGCCCUACAGCAAGAAGGACUACAGAUCAUAAUACAAUGCAUGAUUAAACAAGACUGCAUGGUUAAAAUAGUGCUCUGUAUAUAGUACAGUACUGAAUUAAUAUCCAGUCAUGAGAAUCAAAUUAGCAGCUUGCUGCUUAGUCUCUAUUGUUACUGGAUUUUUCAAGGUGUGCUGUUGCUACCAAUUUGCAGUAAAAUUCAAAAGCACAGU